Closterium sp. Naga37s-1 is the source of this 1326-nucleotide messenger RNA. Lineage: Eukaryota; Viridiplantae; Streptophyta; Zygnematophyceae; Desmidiales; Closteriaceae. The record is from the annotation of a GenBank genome assembly.
AUGGGCGUAGUGUUUGGGCUUCUGACAGCUGGAAACCCCUAUGCCAAUCUCUUGAAAGUGAGUACUACCACCAAGCAAAGGUUGGAGCUCUUUCUUUGCCUCCUCCGCCCCCUUCCUCCAUUUUUCUGUGUUCCACCAACCGCUUCCCCCCUCGUAUCUCUCCCUCCCUCCUUUCCUUUCCUCUCCCUUUGCUCCCCCCUGCUGCCCUUCCAACCCCCUCAUGCACAGGUGGAGGCAGAGGAGGAUGGCAAGGUGGUGGAUCGACUGGAGGGAGCCAACCCCCCCGAGCUAGCCCACAAGGAUGGCAAGGUGGUGGAUCGACUGGAAGGAGCCAACCCCCCCGAGCUAGCACACAAGGUGGCGCUGCACAUCGCUGCACCCUCUGCUGCCACCAACUUUAGUGCUGGCGGCUCUGCUGCUGCUGAAGUCAUCGAAUCCGUUCUUCACUCCGCUCGCACCGCCGCUUAUCCCGCUGCUGCUCCGCCUGCUGCCUCUUCUGCUGCUGCUGUUGCUCAGCCAGAGCAGCCGUCCCGAAUGAUCGCCCCGCCCGCAGGUUCGGACAAGCCGAAGCUGUCCCCGGACCUGAAGGCUCGGAUCGAGGCUCUACUGGCCUCCCACCCAGUACUCCUAUUCAUGAAAGGGUCCCCCAGCGCCCCCAGAUGCGGAUUCUCCUCUAAGGUUGUGUCUGUGCUGGAAAAGGACUUAGGGUCUGCGGCGGCCGGUGCGUACGGGUCCUUUGAUAUUCUGCAAGAUGAGGAGGUCCGGCAGGGUUUGAAGGUGUAUAGUGACUGGCCGACUUUCCCGCAGGUGUAUUGCAAAGGGGAGCUGCUUGGGGGGUGUGAUAUUGUGCUGCAGAUGCACGAGAGCGGGGAGUUAAAGGAGGUGUUUGCGGAAAAAGGGGUGCUGGGAGGCGGGGCGAAGGGAGACGCAGCAGGAGGAGGAACAGGAGCAGUGGCGGCAGGUGGGGCAGGAGCAGGAGCGGCAGGAGCAGCAGCGGUGGAUGGGGAGGGUGAUGGGGCGAAGGGGUUGCAAGAGCGGCUGAAGGCGCUCCUCUCGUCUUCGCCUACCAUGCUGUUCAUGAAGGGCACACCGGAGGAGCCGCGGUGUGGGUUCAGCCGCAAGGUGGUGGACGCACUCAAGUCAGAAAGCAUAACCUUUGGCAGUUUUGACAUUCUCACGGAUGAAGCUGUGAGGCAGGGGCUGAAGGAGCUCUCCAAUUGGCCCACGUACCCACAGCUGUAUCACAAGGGCGAGCUGAUUGGUGGAUGCGAUAUUGUGCUUGAAAUGAAGGCCAAUGGGGAGCUUAAAGCCGAGCUUGGAGGGUGA